Venturia canescens is the source of this 9450-nucleotide messenger RNA. RefSeq names its product filamin-type immunoglobulin domains fbug (gene jbug). The record is from RefSeq and is a predicted model, not a curated record. The transcript has 37 exons. Gene Ontology annotation, biological process: actin cytoskeleton organization. Bases 420 to 9362 code for a protein of 2980 amino acids. Gene Ontology annotation, molecular function: actin filament binding. Lineage: Eukaryota; Metazoa; Arthropoda; Insecta; Hymenoptera; Ichneumonidae.
AUUCGUUUGCCUCUCGUAGAUUAAAAAGCGAAAAAAACGUAGUAGGGUUUACGGUUGCCCGCCGUGUGUGUAUACAACUCGCGUCAGCAGUGAGCUCACGCAGGUCGAACACGCGAGAAGCGUUCCUAGACGAGAAAAAAGUCGUGAAAAUUGACACAACCAAAAGGAAGCGAAGAUUGAAGAGAAGUGAUAAAAACCAAUCGACGUGACGGCGAAAAAGUUUGACUGAAAAUACGAAAACAAAGACGAGAGAAUAAUUAUUAAGGAAUGAGAGGAUUUUAUGAGAAACAAACGAUUGAUCGUAAGCGAUAAAUUGUGAGGAGGGAUUUCGAGAAUGAUCGUACCAGUAAAAAUCUAACGAAGAAAAAGUGUUUGUAAAAAAAAAGUCAACAUAAAACGUGAAAAAAUUGGAACUCGGAAUGCAGUCGACGGAACAGCUCCGACCGGAGCAGUUGGUCGGUCUCGUUGCGAGAUCGGCGGAGGGCACGGCGGCAAAAGGGAUGCCGAUAAAAGGUCACGAGGACCUUUGGGUAGAAAUACAGGCAAACACAUUCAGAAACUGGGUCAACGAGCACUUGAAACAAGCGGGUGACAUCGGCGGGGGCCCGGUGGUUGAUUUGGCCGAAGAUUUUCGGGACGGCACGCGUUUAUGCGCCCUCGUCGAAGUAUUGACACAACGUCGUUUACCAAGAUGGAAUCCAAGACCAGCCAAUCAGCAUCACCAUCUUGAGAACGUGUCCACAGCGCUCCAGGCGAUCGAGGCUGACGGCGUAAAGCUCGUCAACAUUGGCAACGUCGACAUCGUCAAUGGCAAUCUCAAACUGAUCCUCGGACUCAUAUGGUCUCUUAUUGUUAGAUACCAAAUUGGCAAGUCCAAGUUUCCACCAAGGAAACUCAUGCUCGCUUGGCUUAAGGCAGCCUUGCCCGAAUGCAGAGUCAACAACUUCACGACUGAUUGGAAUUCGGGCGUUUAUCUCAGCGCGUUAUUGGAUUACUGCAAACCAGGCCUCUUUCCCCAUUGGAGGCAACUCGAUCGGACUGACAGUGUUUACAAUUGUCGAAAAGCGAUGGAAAUAUCAAAACGAGAAUUCGAUAUUCCGGUCGUACUCGAACCCGAAUAUCUCGCUUCUCCUUAUCUCGAUGAACUUUCUGGAAUGACCUAUCUCUCCUAUUUCAUGAAAGAAGGCUCACCGGGCUUUCAUGCAACACUGCGAUGGGUCAAUUCACAAUUGGCACACGCCCCCGUCAGAAAUUUUACGACUGAUUGGAACGAUGGAAGAGCCCUUUGCAGUAUCGUCAGAAAUCUUGGUGGUCCAGUUCCCACUUACGAUAAAUUGGACACAAAACCAUCGUCUUGGGAAAAUAAUUUGCAAAUGGGCAUUGAUGGCGCGAAAAAAUUGGGAGUCGAGCCAAUAUUGAAAGCGAAAGACAUGGCGGAUCAGAACGUCGAGCAUUUGGGAGUGAUGGCAUACGCCGCUCAUUUUCAAUGGGUCAAGCCUCGCCCUCAAGCGAGCGAACAAAUAGCUGUGCACGUCGAGAGUACCUCCGCUCGAGUUCAACAGCCGGCUGUCUUCAGAUUAGAAAUGCUCUCGAAGGAAGCUAACGCCCGAGAAGUUCGCGGCGAAAUUAUUUCCCCCAGUGGUCGAACCGAGUGCAGGCUCACUUGGAACGGGAUCCACGGAAAAGGAACCUUCGUACCCACAGAAGUUGGAAUGCACAAGUUGAUGGUAUACAACGACGGCGAGUUGGUGAGCGGCUGUCCGUACUACUUCAGGGUUUUACCUCCGUUAACAAAAAUUAAAUCGCCCGGCAUGGAUCCAUGUGCGAUUGGAUCGAUCGUCGAGGUUCUAGUCAACAGUUACGGAACUAGUCAUGAUGGCAUAGACGUGGCAGCGUGGUCGCCAACGGGGCGAUCGUUGCCAUGUCCCGUUAAGGAAAAUGAUGGCGUGCAUACAGCGACGUUUCAGCCUGACGAGACUGGCGAAUGGAGCAUCGCCAUAACACACAAAGGGAAUCAUAUCCAGGGUGGUCCGUUCACUUGUUUUGUUUUUGAUCCCAACGGCAUCAAACUCGUUGACACCGAAGGUGCAAUGCCGGGCCAGCCAUUUUCAUUCAUCGUGGACGCGACGGGAACGGGUGGAUUGGGUGACGUAGCAAUCGACAUAGUGCACGACAAGCAAUCGGUGCCGUUUCGAAUCGAAGACAUAGGGCACAUGAGAUAUCGAGUGUCGUUGGUGCCACGUGACGCUGGAAAGUACCGCGUGUAUCUUUAUUUCAACGGUUCGGACGUGCGGGGUUCGCCAAUUUCGAUAAGGGUUGGCACGCAAAAAGGUUCGAGAAGGUCAAAGGGCAUGACGCCGUCGUCGAGCGGAGAAAGAUCGAAGAUAACGUCGAACGAGAGACGAAUGAAUGGGCUGAACGUGAGUUCAUCGGAGCAUACGAAAACGAGACAAUCGCCAACGGGCUCGAGCACAGCUUACAAAACCUCGAGUCCGACGCAAGCGUACAGAGAUUAUUCUCCCCAUCAACAAUAUCAUCACCAAAAUUUUUCCUCUUCGUACAACAAAUCGAGCAGCAAUUAUACGACGGAGAAUUCCUCCUCUUACCAUCAUUCUGGCGCUAUUAAUUCGUCGCGAUCACCGGUCCAAAACAACGUUGGCAGAAAUUCGAGCAGCCCAUCGAUGAUCAAAGAAUCCAAGGAAAUUUAUUCCUCCAGUGCUCUCAAUCGAUCGCGAUCACCCAACUCGGCAAGAUCCCCGAAUCAAGAGAGCCCCAGCUUGAUCAAAGAAUCCAAGGACAUUUAUGCCACGACCACCGUCAAUCGGCCACGCUCUCCCUUGAAUACCACAUCCACCACCAAUUUACGCGAGUCCACACACGCCACCAGUCUCAUAAAAGAGUCCAAGGAUAUCUAUCAAUCGAGCUCACUCACGCGUCCACGCUCACCGAAUCGUAGCCCCAUGGCUUUUCGCAACCCCAACGAGAGCCCCAUCAAUCACAGCUUCAGCCCUCGCACCAACGAGAAAGACUUUUCUAUGCGAAGACGAGGCUCUACCGAAAGCGUUGUUGUCGAUACCAGCAGCAAUGUGCGAGUGUCUUCGAUGACGGGUGGGACACCGCGUCGCGAUUCGUGGGACGCGAUAGCCAAAACUAAAUCGAUGUUGUCAUACGGGAGUUUGGAGUCGUUGGCAAAUUUAGCGAACGGUUCGUCUCUCUUCGAGAAUACAGGAGGGAGCUCGAACUUCAAUAAUUCGCGGAACACGGGCAACAAUUACAGCUCGUGCAGCAACGCUCUCCACACGGAAAAUUCCUCGAGCAAUUACACCGCGUCCCAUCGAUUUGUGACGAAUGAACGUUCCGCGUCUCCGAAAUACAAUGGAAAUGAAAAUAUCAAUGGGCGUAGCAACGGUGCAACCCACGGUAUAUUAAAAAACAAAAGUAAUAAUUAUUACAAAAGCGUCGAUACGACCGACGCCGUUCACGAAAGGUUCACCAACAAUGGCGCCACCAGUUUCACCUCGACUCCUAAUUCUGAAAAACGUAAAGGAUCUUCUCUCGUCACCGGGAACGCACUCGAGAUGUUACCCAUCCAUAAACCCAUGACUUUUACCAUCGAUCCUAGUAUCGAUGCCAGCAAAGCCACAGUCACGAUUACAGGUCCCAACGGGAAACAGGUCCCUUUCCAAAAAUCGAUAUUACGAGGCCAAAUAUACACUGUGACGGUUGAGGAGGUCGGCGAAUACAUAAUUCAGAUAAUGGUCAACGGUCAGCACGUGAAAGGAUCUCCGUUCAGAUCGCAAGCUUAUAAUGCGAGAGCCAUUCAAGUCGGCAACAUUCCAAACGGAGUAGUAAAUCAACCGGUCGAGUUCGAAAUUGAUGGAUCUCGCGCCGGUUCAGGAAACCUUGAAAUUCUUGUGAACGGUGGGCACGUUACGAGUUUUGUACGUGCACUGGGGAGUCAGAGAUUUUUGGCAUCAUUCGUCCCGCAUGAGGCUGUAACUCAUUUGGUAGAAAUGACUUUCAAUGGCGAAAUAGUUUCCGGAUCACCUUGGCGAGUAGGCAUAAUGCCAGGUCCGAAAAUGUCUGUGGUCGGGGACUCUGUCAGAUUGGUCCCUGCAGGCAGUCCCGCGCUCUUCAAACUCUCGGCCCUUGGUUUCUCGAGCAAGGAAAUCGAUGUGCAAAUUAUAAGUCCUUCAAAGAGGCACAUCUCUGCUCACAUUGAGGAGGAACCAGGGAGGAGAGGAGAGUUUAGAGUCGAGUUCACACCAACCGAGGUUGGCAGUCAUCUACUGGAAGUGAGCAUCGCGGGACAAAAGCUGCCGGCAGGACCUCUCGUCGCCAAAGUUUACAACAGCAGUCUCAUCCAAGUUACUGACAUACCCAGUGCCGUUGUUGGACAUGCCUGCCAAUUCAGAGUUGACGCGAGUGCCGCUGGCGAGGGUCAAUUGGAGAUAUCGAUAAACGAAGGCGAGGUACCAAACGACGUGCAAGUUGUGGGUGGUGGUCGUUGCCUCGUCUCCUUCACGCCUGACGUAGCAAAGCCUCAUUACAUCGACAUCAAGUUUAACGGGGAAGCCGUACCGGGUUGUCCCUUCGUCUGCACCGUAUCCGACACGAGUAGAGUUAUCCUGAGCUUGAACCACCUGGAAUUGAUACCGGUUGAUCAACCCGCAAGCUUUCACAUGGCGGUUGACGGAAGUGGUUCCGCCGAACUCGCGGUUUCCGUCAGAGGACCAACGACGGAAUUACCUGUCAAAGUGACAGGAAAUAUUCACAGCGGUUUUACCGCCGAAUUCACACCACGAGAUGUUGGCGUGCAUUCGAUCAGUGUCGAGUACAACGGUCACCAUGUGAAUGGUACACCUUUUUUGGCGAAAGCUUUCAACGCUGAUAAAGUCCUCAUCGGGCCUGUGGCUCGAGGAAGCGUUGGUCAACCUACUCAUUUUACUGUCGAUGCAAGUCAGGCUGGAGAAGGAAAUUUGGAGAUAACGAUAUCGGCCCGCGGCCAAAACAUUCCCACCCAAGUAACCCCUCAGGGAAACGCUCGGUUCUCGGUCAGUUUUGUGCCGUUUGAGGCGUGCGAGCACGUCAUUAAUAUUGCAUUCAACAAACGUACCGUACCGGGUUGCCCAAUCAUAACGAGGGUAGGUGGCGAUAGUCACGUGACCGUGAGUGGUCAAGCUCUGAGCAGUGCUGGAUUGGGGCGGCAAAGUUAUUUAACUGUCAGUAACGUUGCCGGUAGCUUGGAAGAUCUUGAAGUUAACGUUGAAGGGCCCAAUGGACAGGCCGUACCAGCUCAGGUUACCGACAACAAAGACACAACGUGCACCGUUGCUUUCACUCCACGUGUCGUUGGUGAACAUCGUAUUUCUGUCACCCAUCGUAAUGUACCUGUCGUCGGAAGUCCUUUUAGUUGCAAAGUCUACGAUGUCACAGCCAUCAAAGUUAAAGACUCCAAGCGCGGUGUCAUCGGCAUGCCCGUCACUUUCUUAGUCGAAACGAGCCAAGCGGGACCAGGAAACCUGGAAGUGACCGUUAAUGGGGGGCGAGUGCCAACUUCGGCCCAAGGCCAAGGACCUCACACGUACGCGAUAUCAUUCACACCUCGUGAGCCCGUUGUUCACACUGUCGAUCUUCGAUUCAACGGGGAAGAUGUUCCCGGCAGUCCUUUCACUUGUCAGGUUAGUGACACAGCGAAAGUCCUCAUCACCGAAGGUCUCGAAAAAGUCUCGGUCAAUCGAAUGGCAACGUUCUCGAUCGAGGCUGAUGCUUCGUUGGGUACUCCUGUUGUUGAAGUACUCUCACCAACCAGAGAAAGUCUUCCUGUUCAAAUAAAACAAGUCACUCAGGGAUCUUAUACGGCAGGAUUCACACCCAAAGAUGUUGGUGACCACAGCGUCGAAGUUAAACUGGGGGGAUCGCACGUCGAGGGCAGUCCUUUUCUCGUCAAAGCUUAUAACGCUGACAAAGUUAAGGUCACCGACAUCAACAGUGGAGUCGUGGGGAAGCCCGUAUUUUUCAGUAUUAACGCCAGUCAAGCAGGUGCCGGUAACCUUGAGAUAAUUGUCGCUGUUAACGGCAAAAAUGUGCCAAACUAUGUACAGAGCGAGGGCAAUGCCAAAUUUCGAGUGAAUUUUAAACCCCAAGAAGCUGCGAUGCACAGUCUCAGUGUUAGAUUCAACGGUGAACCUGUACCAGGUUCUCCGUUCAGCUGCAAAGUCGUCGGGGCCGGUCAGGCAGUGAUAACCGGGAAUAAUUUAAAAAUGGGUGCAGUCAAGCAAUUGAUAUCAUUCGCGGUAGAUCCUCAGGCGUCAUCGACGAAUUGUGAUGUGAUUGUUACACCACCGUCGAACAUUGCGUUGCCGAUAACGAUAGAACCGGUCGAAGGUCGUUACAACAUAAGUUUCACGCCGGUCGAAGUUGGCCGUCACAACGUCAGUGUUCUCGUCGACGGAGAGUCGAUAAAGGGCUCGCCAUUCGCCUGUAACAUUUACGACGUUACGAAAGUCCACGUUUCCGGUUUAGGCGAAGCUCUUCUCGGACAAGCGACGACCUUCACCGUCGACGCUGCCGAAGCCGGCGAAGGAACGCUCGAAUUGGUCGUUAGCACUGAAAACAACACCGUCAAAGCGGAGGUCGUUGCUUGUGCUCGUGGACUCUAUGACGUCACUUUUGUGCCUCAAACCACCAGCCCACAUUACGUUAAUAUCAGUUUCAACGAUGACAAUGUACCCGGAAGUCCUUUCAAGUGCCCCGUCAUUGGUGGACUCCUUGAUGGACCCUCCGUCAUCCGGGUUGGUAAUACCGCUUACAUGGACCUCGACAUGCCCAAGUUGGAAGGCCCCGUUUCUGCUGAAGUUACUGGACCUGAUGGGAUAAUCAUCCCAAGCACACUAUCGAAGCUCUCGCCAAGUCUUUAUCGAGUGGAAGUUCGAACUCGCCAGGUGGGAACGUAUAACGUAAUAUUCAGCGAUGGUCAUAAGGUGAUAAGUUCCCAGGCAUUGCAAGCCUUCGAUCCGAGUAAAGUAACGAUCAAAGAAAUAUCAGAUGCCAUAUGCCAUCGUCCAGGAACGAUCAUAGUCGUGGCUUCGAAGGACGCUGGCCCUGGGAAAUUGAUCGCGAAUGUUCGAGCAGGUGGUGCUGACGUCGACAGUGUUAUUCGCGAAGCUGGAGAUGGAAUUUACGAAGUUAUUUUUCAUCCUACGCGGGCCGCUCCUCACCGAGUUCACAUCAAAUACAAUGAGGUUCAUAUUCAAGGAAGUCCUUUAGAAGUUGCUGUGAGAGGACCAACAGGAGGUCGGGAAGUCACCGCAACGGGUCUUGGCCUUUAUCAAUCGUGCGUUGGCAAAGUAACUUCUUUCACCAUCGAAACGCUCGGUCGUCCUGGCAAAGAAUUCGAUGUCGUCAUAAGUGGCCCUCAAGGAAAUGCUGUACCGGUUCGCUGUUAUCAACAUCGGGAUGGAAAUCUGUUAGCCGAAUUUACGACCAACUCCGUCGGCACAUAUAAAAUUGACGUAUUACAAGGUGCCAAACCAGUUCUGGGUUCACCAUUUUUCUGCCAAGCUUUCGAUGCCUCAAAAGUCAAGCUUCAAGAACUUGGACCAACAACAGUUUCUGUUCACGAUCGUAUCGCGUUCAAACUGAUAAAAGUCGAUGCCGGUGUCGCCGAUUUGGAUGUCACUGCGACCAGCCCACUCGGACAAGAAUUGCCUUUACAAGUUACCGGCCUUAACGAUGGGGCUGAAAUGAUCGAAUUCUCGCCCAGUGUUCCUGGAUCUUAUAUGGUUAACGUCACUUACGGAGGUUCACAAAUACCGGGGAGUCCAGUGGUAUGCACGGUCGAAGCAGCUGGACAAGCCCGAGCGAAAGGCGAGGGUUUGUUGAGUGGGCACGUGGGAAAGCCAGCACAUUUUAUCGUCACUGGCACGAGAAGUCCACCGUCGGUUCAGGUUGAUGGUCCCGACAGUGUGUCGAAAGCGACGAUCGAGGCUGGUGCGAAUCCAGGAACAUGGAAUGUGUCGUUCGUGCCGACGGAGGUGGGAGUGUUCGACGUGAGGGUUGUUUGCGCGGGCCAACAGUUACCAGGAUCGCCCUGGCAUCCAAAGAUCAUAGACACGAGAAAUCUUCGUGUGAUCGGUGGUUGGGCAGCGAUAUGUGACGAGAUGGGUCGUCUUAAGCUGGGCCCAACGUCCAAAAUAAGUUUCGACACUGCAGAAGCUGGACCUGGCGAGUUGAGCGGCAGUAUCGCCGACCAACCGAUCACCUUUGAAAUGACGUCGAACAAUCGAUUGAAACUCGUACCCCCACAAAUGAACGGCGGCGGCGAACAUCGAAUGGAAAUCAUGUUCAACGGUUCACCGUUUCCUGGUGCACCAAAAAUCGCUGUGGUUCAGGAACUCGAACCUCCUCCUCAGGACACCAGUCGCGUUAUGCUGCGCGGACGGGGACUGACGACUGCUAAAUGUGGCGAAGAAGUCAGCUUUACGAUCGACGGCUCUCAAGCUGGAAAUGGCACACCCAAAGUUCAAUUAUUUUCUCCCACUACUGAGAUUAAUGUCAAUUUACAACAUCUUGGUGACAGUGUAUACCGUGCGAGUUACGUUCCGCUUACCUCAGAAUCUCUUUUGAUGACGGUAUCAUGGAACGGAAGACAACUGAAAGGUUGCCCGCUUCAAAUAAACGUCACAUCCGCCGCAGACGCCUCUAGAGUCGUCUGUUCCGGAGAUGGAUUAAAGCAUGGGAUUGUUGGCCAAGAAAUACGUAGUUUCAUCGAUACCAGGCGAGCUGGGCCAGGCGAAUUAACUGCGCAUUGCGUUGGUCCCCACAAAGUUGCUUAUUGUGAGCUUUACGACCAUGGCGAUGCAACGUUUACACUCAAUGUAAAGCCUCAAGAGUCCGGUCGGCACGCCCUCACGAUCAAAUAUGCCGGUGAACACGUUACCGGCUCACCCUUUACGUUAAGGGUUUCCGGUGCGCCGGAUGCUUCCAAGGUCCGAGUUUACGGUCCCGGGAUAGAGCACGGAGUAUUAGCAACAUUCCAAUCAAGGUUUAUCUGUGACACGCGCGGUGCUGGGGCAGGCCAACUUACCGUUAGAGUCCGAGGACCCAAAGGUGCAUUUCGAGUUGAGAUGCAGCGAGAAACCCAAAAAGACCGUAUAAUACUUUGCCGUUACGAUCCAACCGAACCCGGCGAUUACAGAGUCGAAGUACGUUGGGCAGGUGUUCUUGUUCCAGGCUCACCUUUCCCCGUUAGAAUCGUGGAUACGCAGGACGAAUUGUUAUUGCUUACGCAGGGUGCAGAUAAUUAUUCAACGGGCCAUCAUACUCUUACAUCGUGGCGAGGUUCACAAGCUAUACUUUAAAAUGCGAAGAAACGAGCCACGCGUAAUAUUGUUAUUUGCAAUACACAAACUAAUAUAAUAUAUUCGAUAAUAUAUGUGUAUAAAUAUA